AUAACUUAUAAGUUUUAGUAACUGGAGACCGUUCUCCCUUCUCCUUACUUCGGACUCUCGCAGUGUUCGGUAUAGGGAGGUUUUCGACUUAAAAAAGUGUCGGACGAAAACACUUUUGAACUAGCCAAACAGACUUUUUGAAACUGACCAUUGGCAAUUUCUCUGGGUAGAAAGUAUUAUAAUGGCGUUACGAUUCAUAAAACGUACUUACAAUCGUAUGUUUCUCGCAAAAGAUCCGAUGCCACCUUAUGCGAGCCAUGUGGUACAGAUCGGUGAUCCGGUUCUACGAAAUAAAGCUUCCCCCAUUCCUUUGGAGAAAAUUGGGACCAAAGAAUUACAAAAUCUUAUUUACAUAAUGAAAUCACUGAUGAAAAAAUCAAAUCUAAUUGGCUUGGCUGCACCUCAAGUCGGUGUACCGUUUCAGAUGUUUGUAAUUCAUUUUCCACGUCCAUCCCAUUAUUUUAGCAAAGAAGAGAUACUACUUAAAGGAAUGGAAUAUGUUGAAAAUCAAGUUUGGAUAAAUCCUGAACUUAAGGUUUUGGAUCACGAAAAAAUUAUAUUUAACGAAUCCUGUGCAAGUUUUAAAGGUUAUUCAGCAGAUGUACCUAGAUACAAACGCGUGCUUCUAACAGGAAUUGAUGAAAAUGGAAAGAAAAAAACUCUAGAUGCAAAAGAAUGGACGGCUCGAAUAGUUCAACAUGAAAUGGAUCAUUUAAAUGGAGUGAUGUACAGUGAUCGCAUGGUGCUUGAUAGCCUAUGUUGUACAGGAUGGCACACUAUUAAUCAAUUUCAAGGAUUUGUAGAACUUCGAUAUGAAAAUUAGGAAAAUUGUGAAUUUUCAAAGACUUAAGAAUCAAUUGUCUUUUUAUUUAUGCCAAUGAAUGAAAAUUGUUUAUUACCUAGUUACUAUUGUUGUAUAAUAAAACUUCUUAUCAAUAAUUGAUUAUUCAA
Messenger RNA from Myzus persicae (green peach aphid), 951 nucleotides. Its product is annotated as peptide deformylase, mitochondrial-like. The coding region runs from base 182 to 823 and encodes 213 amino acids. The record is from RefSeq and is a predicted model, not a curated record. The transcript is spliced from 5 exons. Gene Ontology annotation, molecular function: peptide deformylase activity. Gene Ontology annotation, cellular component: mitochondrion. NCBI's taxonomy places the organism in Eukaryota, Metazoa, Arthropoda, Insecta, Hemiptera, Aphididae. Gene Ontology annotation, biological process: peptidyl-methionine modification; N-terminal protein amino acid modification.